Molecule: messenger RNA, 2181 nt
Organism: Phytophthora sojae
Lineage: Eukaryota; Oomycota; Peronosporomycetes; Peronosporales; Peronosporaceae
Exons: 6
Coding region: 1-2181 (726 amino acids)
Source: RefSeq, a predicted model, not a curated record
AUGGCCGAGCGAGAGACCAAGAUGUGCAAGCUGCUUGCGUACUUGUUCGCCAAGCCACCGGUGGAUCCAUCGCCUGAGCUGUAUCGUCGACUCCAGAACGCGUCGUCAAUCGACGAGUUGCUGCCAGCGCUUGAAGGCCAGGUCGUCGAUGGACCUCAACCUGCUGCAGUCGCUGGCGAGAAAGCUGCGGAAGCCUUUGCUGAACGCACGCGCGCUGACCUCCUGCAGCACAACCUCUGUGAAGCAGCCAAGGAGAUCGCCGCCCUCCGCGAGGCAGCUGCGACAUCCGAUGCGCUGGCUCGCUCACUCAAGGAGGAGGCGGCUCGCGUUAACGACUCGAGCAACGAAGGGCAGCUCAGCAUGCAGCUGCUGGACACUGAGCGGAAGAGCUUCCUCGCCGAGAAGCAGCUUCUGGAAGCCACAAUCCGAGACAAGGAUCGGCUUAUUGCUGCCCAAGUCGACGAUUAUAGGCGGAACGCUGGGAAUCGUCAGCUGGUGAUCGGCCGUUGCUAUGAGCUCUCCACUCAGUCGGCUCAGUUGUCGGACACCAUCCUUAAGGGGAGAUGGCGUCAGCUCGCUGACAAGGACCACACUAUCCGGACCUUUACUCGCUGCAAGAAAUUCACAUCCUUGGUCAGCGGAUUCCAGAAGCAGAGCCCCUUCCUGGCAGCCGCAGCUAUGCACGGUCAACCGAUGCCUGGCUUGGAAGCCGAUCAGCUGGAGGCAUUUCGUGACGCCAGCAACUUGCUUCGUCAAGCUGGCUUGGGUGUGUUCGGUGAGGUGGAGCAGCACGUGCAGAAUCCGUCUCCGACACCGACUGCCCCGCCACCAAGCCGUCCUCGGGAGGUUCAUGCUCAGGAGUCUGACAACGACUCGGAGGUGCUCGGCGAAGCACCCGUCGUUCUGUCUGUCGAUGACGCUCCUGCGGGUAUUCUAUCCACUCCUGUUGGUUCGUCGAUGCCUUCUACUGAGGAAGCUGUCACCUCUGGAGUUACCGAAGAGGUGGGCGAGACACUGGAGGAUCCAGUUGCUGUUGAGAGCUCACCUGGCGGCUUUACGUCUCGGGUUCCAGCCAAAUCUCCUGCUCCUUCGUCGGCGUCUGAGGCUCCUACCGAGGAGUUGUAUUCUUCAGCGCCCGCCACUCCCGUGGUCGGCGAGACUUCCCCGGCGACGCAACUCGAGGCGACUUCUACUCUAGCAUCGCUGAGCUCUGAGGCUCCACCCACACUUACAACGAGCUCUGUCAUGAUCCGGCCAGCCGCACCUCCGGGCAAGCCUGACGCUGACUCUGAAUCCAAAGAUGGCGACCAACAGCAAGCUUCACCUGGUUCUCAAUUACCCGACCCGAGUUCGACCACUGCUGCCAGCUCUGUCGUAGCCGAUCAUGGAGAUGAAGACUCAAGCUCCGCUGAGUCGGCGCUAAAGAGCACGAUGGAUUCCACCGGCAAGGCUCCUGUCAUGCCUGCAGGACCGUCCAAGAAGGUUCCGGUCAAGACUGCUUCCGCUCCAGCGAGCAAGAAGAAAAAGAGCUCGGCGAAGGUGGUCAAGUCGGCGAAGUCAGCUUCUCUUUCCUCCUCAUCCGCCGCUAAAACUCCGGUGGGCGAAUCUAAGCCUGAGAUUGUGAGGGUCAAGCUCGAGGGUGGACCUCCUCCUCACUUGGUGGACGUGAAAACCCUCGUGCAGCGUGCGUCGAACGCGACCAGUCGGGACUCUCGCGAGUCGAAGUACAUGAAGCGGCUCCGUUCACUUCCGUUCUUCCACAAGGCUUCGCGUCGCUGCUGGGAGAAGAUAUUUGCGUCGUGUGUGCCGAUUGCGGUCACUGAGAAGACGGCUGACGGUGUUCGAAUCCAGCCUACGCCCAUCAGCUUGACUGGCCUUCACGCUUUCGCUAAGGUUGACGACCCCAACCACCCUUGGCGGGCGAUUUUCCGGCUUCUUCCUAGGAGCAUGGUCUUCGUUGACGACACAGUGCUCAAUGUGUUCCCUCCCGUGGAGAAAGGAAAGAGAUCGCGGAAAGCAGGGACGGUCCUGGAAGCGUUAAGUCUCGCUUUAUGUCGGUCUCGUGGCGUCCGUCUACAUCUGGCUCGCCGAGGCAUGGUUGGCCUCCCAGCAGACUGCCGAACUCGACGAGGAGUUCACCCAGCUGUGGUUGAAGUUGAAGGAGUAUAUCCACGAACGUAA